UGUGAGUUCACUCUGAGCAUUGUCGCUGGAGGGAACAGACUGACUUGGGGUCUAAACCAAAGUUCUUCUCUUCCUUCAGGAAUCCGGAUACUUGACUGAAAAUGCUUCUCUUGUUGCUUGGGAUCCUCAUCCUCCACGUCGCCAUCCUGGUUCUGCUGUUCGUCUCUACAAUUGUCAGCAGCUGGCUUGUCAGCAAUGGAUCCUACGCAGAUUUGUGGCAGAACUGCAGCGAAGGAGUCAGCAGUACCUGGAACUGUCUCUCCUCCUCAAACAAUGAGUGGCUCCAGUCAGUCCAGGCCAUGAUGAUCCUGUCCAUCAUCUUCAGCGUCCUGUCCCUAUUUCUCUUUUUCUGCCAACUCUUCACUCUUACGAAAGGCGGACGCUUCUACCUGACCGGCAUCUUCCAGCUCCUUGCAGGCAUAUGCGUGGUUGCUGGAGCAUCCAUCUUUACCGUUCGACACACGGAAUGGCAUAGGGAUCCUGCCAGCUUUGGAUAUGCCUACAUCCUGGCCUGGGUAGCCUUCCCGCUAGCCACUAUCAGCGGCAUCAUCUAUGUCAUCUUGAGGAAACGGGAAUAAUAAUCCAUGUGCCAUCAAGACUAGGAAAGCUCAAUAUAAAGUCUAAAGGGGAUCCUAAAACAAAAACAAAAAAAUAAAAUUUGAAACCAAAAAUUUCAACCCCCCCCCAUCCUUCACCAAAACAAAGAGAGAGAGUAUGGUGAGGGUGGGUCCCUGUGUUAAUUGAAGAUGUAAAUAGUAUCUAUGGUUUAAAAACCUAUUUAUAACACUUUUUACAUAUAUGUACAUAGUAUUGUUUGCUUAUUUUGACCUGUAGCCUAAAAAAAAAAAUUCGUUCAUGUCUGCCCAAAAAUUGAGUGGACAGCAACAAUCCAAAAACAUUUCAAUUUGUGUGCCUUAUGAAAAAACAUACCAACAGUCUUAAUCCAUAUCAGUGACUACCCCUUGCUCGUACAAAUAGCCAUUUGCAAAUUUUUGGGCUAAAAAAACACCAUGGCUUCUAUGCCAGGUUCAAAAUGGCCGACGCUAGAACAUUAGAGAGGCGUUUAUAGCGCAACGGCUGUCUUGAUGCUAAGUCUACAGAGCAGUUAAGUGUCCUUCGGGUCCGUCGAGAGAGGAUGAGGACCCGACUGGAACUUAUCAAGGGGGUGAAAGCCGUAGCCCGGCGGUCGGUAAGCCCUAACGGAAUGGGCAAUGAGGCUGGGCCAGCGACAGGGUCACAUUUUCAAAAUGCCAUUUUACUAUUGCACUGAGACGACAUCAAAGUACUGUGGAAGCUAUCGCUUUUUGAACAGGACAAUCAAAAAAUUUUAAUUUUAACAUUUUUUGGGGGCAUUUUGAAGAAAACAGUAAUGCAAUGAAAUAAUAAAAAUUUCAAGGUGUAAAAAAACAAAAAGUUCCUCCUUCUCGAUCAUCUUGAUUGCAUUAUUGAUUUCUACGGCAAUUUUUUUAAGUUCUGCUUUAUGGCCGAGGUUGAAUCGACCCUACACUGCCAGCGGAGCCUGCGACUCUUUGCAGCGCCAGAAAGUGGGAGGGACUUUACCAUCUGAACGUGUGCGUGUGUACCUGUUUCAAAGAAAAUUUAGGACGUGGAAAAGGACAGUCUAUGUAUAUUAUUAUUUUAACCAAUGUGCAUGUAUUAUACGUAUUAGAAAUAUAGCCAUAAAACAAGGUAGCCAAAACAAUUUACAGAAUUUUACCAAAAUUAUUUGCUUUUAAAAAAAAAUUAAAAAUUAUUAGAGAAUUUUAGAUUAUUGACUCCUGACUGAAAUUAGAAUUAGAUUCACGCCGUGUCGUUUUAACGUGGAAAACAAAGUGGUGCUAUGAUAAUUUUAUUUUUUGACCAUUCCUUCUUCUUUAACCUCUGCAUUAACUGCUGACCCAGUAACGUUUCUAGUUGUUUUCAGUUUUUUUUCUGUUUUUUGUUAUUUUUAGAAUAAAACCAUUGAACUCUGUCUAGUUCUCUAAAAGUCUAUGUGAAUAUUUAAUAAAAAAUGGCUGCUUAGA
Molecule: messenger RNA, 2024 nt
Organism: Bufo bufo (common toad)
Lineage: Eukaryota; Metazoa; Chordata; Amphibia; Anura; Bufonidae
Gene: PMP22
Product: peripheral myelin protein 22
Exons: 4
Coding region: 102-578 (158 amino acids)
Cellular component (GO): plasma membrane
Source: RefSeq, a predicted model, not a curated record